AUGAACGCAACACGCGCCCUCGCUCGCCAGCCCAUGAUCCGCUUCCUGGGCAAGCGCACCACUCCUCAGAAGGUCGACCACACCCCGCACGUCCACCCUGCCUCUCCCAUGAGCGAGCUUCCUUCCUCUUUCAAGUCCUACCGACAGAAGGCACAGCAGCACGGCCCGCUCAACCACAUUCCCAGCGCCUUUGUUGGCGGUCACAUUGGCGGCGCAUCUGGCAGGGACCUUGGCCCUAUCGAGGCAGGCAAGGGCUUGUACUUCGACCGCUCUGAGCUGCCCGCACGCUUCCAGAACCUGUCAUGGACACAGGCUGAGAUGGAACUGCUCGAGUCCGGUGGCGCCAGCGCAUUCGCUUAG
This is a messenger RNA of Alternaria atra, 360 nucleotides long. RefSeq lists its product as uncharacterized. NCBI's taxonomy places the organism in Eukaryota, Fungi, Ascomycota, Dothideomycetes, Pleosporales, Pleosporaceae. Gene Ontology annotation, biological process: 2-oxoglutarate metabolic process. The record is from RefSeq and is a predicted model, not a curated record. The coding region runs from base 1 to 360 and encodes 119 amino acids. The transcript is spliced from 2 exons.